Molecule: messenger RNA, 7309 nt
Organism: Aquila chrysaetos chrysaetos
Lineage: Eukaryota; Metazoa; Chordata; Aves; Accipitriformes; Accipitridae
Gene: PANK3
Product: pantothenate kinase 3
Exons: 6
Coding region: 257-847 (196 amino acids)
Biological process (GO): coenzyme A biosynthetic process
Cellular component (GO): nucleus; cytosol
Molecular function (GO): pantothenate kinase activity; ATP binding
Source: RefSeq, a predicted model, not a curated record
GAUUUGCCUACUUUUAUCCAAAUGGGAAGAAAUAAAAACUUUUCAACACUACAUACGGUGCUCUGUGCCACCGGCGGUGGUGCUUACAAGUUUGAAGAAGAUUUUCGCACAGUAGAUUGGAAACCUCCAGCUGCACAAACUGGAUGAGCUUGACUGCCUUGUCAAAGGCUUAUUGUAUAUAGACUCUGUCAGCUUCAACGGCCAGGCAGAGUGCUAUUAUUUUGAAAAUGCCUCAGAUCCUGAGAGAUGCCAAAAGAUGCCUUUUAACCUGGAUGAUCCAUAUCCAUUGCUGGUUGUUAACAUUGGUUCAGGAGUCAGUAUUUUAUCAGUCCAUUCCAAAGACAAUUAUAAAAGAGUAACUGGAACAAGUCUAGGUGGAGGGACCUUUCUUGGUUUAUGCAGUUUGUUGACAGGCUGUGAGAGUUUUGAAGAAGCUCUGGAAAUGGCAUCCAAAGGAGACAGCACACACGCUGACAAGCUGGUUCGAGACAUUUAUGGAGGAGACUAUGAAAGAUUUGGCUUGCCAGGAUGGGCUGUAGCAUCCAGUUUUGGAAAUAUGAUCUACAAAGAGAAGAGAGAGUCUGUUAGUAAAGAAGAUCUUGCAAGAGCCAUAUUGGUCACCAUCACCAAUAACAUUGGAUCUAUUGCCCGGAUGUGUGCAGUAAAUGAGAAAAUAAACAGAGUUGUAUUUGUUGGCAAUUUUUUACGUGUGAAUACUUUGUCAAUGAAGCUUCUUGCAUAUGCACUGGAUUACUGGUCAAAAGGCCAGCUGAAGGCCUUGUUCCUAGAACAUGAGGGAUACUUUGGAGCUGUUGGUGCUCUUCUUGGGCUGCCAAAUUUCAGUUGAGGUACCAGAUGUCACUACACUGAAGUAUUUUCCACCUGAAUGACACUUACGGCAAUGGGAACUAAAUCUGGGGAGGGGAGAAAAAAAAUAGCAGGUUUUUCUGUAACUGUUUUUAAGAAGUGAUUAGCUACUGAAUAUUGCCAUUAUAAGGAAGGGGGUUUUCACUCUGUUGGGCCUUGAAAAGUGAACUGUUUGGGGAUAUCGUAUAUGUUCCUUGGUACAUGUAGCCAGUAUUGAACUUUUAAUAUGCAAUACAUCCUCUGAAAACAAGCUUCCAGAAGAAGGAAUGCCAAACCUUUAAGUGCACAGCAUGAAAAUAUUGCAAGUUUACUCCUGAGGCUUUAGGCCCAUCAGUUUUGUAUAUAAUUGAUGAAUGAAAAAUUAUUUUCAUUAGUUAUACUAUAUUAUGAGCACAAUUUCCAAUGUGUACUUACAGAAAACAACUUUAAAAACAGUAAGGUACUAUCUACAAGAUGAGGAAACAGUAAACAAUUGCUUCCCACAGUAAGAAUAGUAAUUAUUUUAUUUUUAUGUGUAAUGGAAGUAAUAUGAAUGCUUUGAUUUUCAGUGGGAAGAAUAGAAACACAAAAAAUCAGUCAAAGCAGCAGAUUAAGCAGUUGAUGUUUUGAAGGUUUUGUGAAGAUACUCACUUGCCCUCUUCAUUUAUUUGAAGAUGCAGCUGUUAUUUUGGGAAGAUCCCCUCUGUCUUUGGUUGGAUUCGGAAAAGAAUUUAAUGAUAAAUGAAGGCAGGUUGGGGAGGGGGGGUUGGUUUGUUUUUUUUCAGGACAUGACUUCCAAAAUGCCUUCUGGUUUGUUUUUGUUUGUUUGUUUCUCUUAUAAAUUCUGACAUCAUGCAUCAUUAUUUGUAAAGGUACUACAAAGCCUUAGAGAAUUGAAGAAAUCCUUAUAAAAUAGACUAAAUAUGGGACCUCCUAAUUGUGAUGCUUUGGCUCAUUUCUGUGGAGGUUUGGAAAAUUUCUGCCCCAUCCUAGUAAUUUGAAAAUGUGAUUUCCCCUUAAUUUUAUAAGAGUUGAUCAGAAUCUAAUUAGAUAUGUUGAAAAUGAAAGGUUGUUAGCUUCCUUUUGGAUUUGGAAGUUUGUUUUUGAAAGUUGAGGACAGCAUCAGAGUUUGUAUUGCAGCACCAAACGGACCAAUAUUUAGUGCACUUGCAAUAUGGAAUCAUUAAUCAAAUUGUGGCCUUGGGAUAAAAUCCAUACUCUGGAACUGAUCUUUUGGGUUUUCUGUAUACUUUUAAAAUUUACGGUUGUGAUUAUUGUAAUAAGUUUAGUCCUGAAGCCAGGGCAUGAGAUCUUAAACUUCUAAGAAUAUUAUACAGUCAUUAGCUACAUGACUCUUUGUGGACUCAAGAGCUACCCAAUUUUAUGAUAUCAUUUUAAUGUUAAAUUUUUCCUAUAAGUGCAUGAGGAGCAACCAGACUAGAACACAUUCAUAUCUGGGGUUUUAAGGUAUUUUUAAAACUGCUCAAGUAUUCCACAGCAUGGCUGUGUUGUAUUCACAGACACAUCCACCUACUGUGUUAGAAACCUCUGUGUGUUAUUUCCAGUCUUCUCUUUCUUUUCUUAAAAUUCGAAGCCCCAUACUAACAUCAUAUGUUGUUUUUUUAAUUUUCUGUGGUCCUUUAAGAGUGCAGUAACUUAGAGUAGCCAAUUCAUUAAGCCCAAUGCCAAUCACAAAUGCCGUUCCAUUUAGUGUUGCUUUUCCUGGUACUCGUACUACAUUUCCAUUGUGCUUGCUUUGAUGUUUCAUUUUAGACAUUAAAAAAACAAACAAAAAUUACACUCACAGUUCAACUGAUCUAAUGCUAAAUCAGAGCACUUCAGAAAAUAAGCGAGCAUGGUUUUUAUAGAAUGUCUUUAUAAAUGCUGUAUACCGUUCCUUUUAAGUUACGAUUGACUAUAGAAAGUAACCUUUAUUUGGUUAUAAAACUUUGUAAAAACUUAAUUUUCUGAAUGUUUUGACAGCCUUCUGAAAAUUUUGCAAACCAACGGCGUAUUUUCCUUGCAAAGUGAGGUACUUUAAGACACAUACUACAGCUUGAUUAGAAAGAGUUCUUUUAGACCAUAUUUAUUGCUACUUCACUUCUCAUUUUGUGAUACGGAAAGAGAGCUGCUCCUGAAGCAGUGAUUAGAAGUUACUUGUAUAUUUAACCAGAAGCACAUGUAGAAGAUGAUUACAUAAUGACCAUGGUUAAUUUAAACCAUUUGAAGUUGAAAUGACCUAAGAUACAUUUUUAAAGUAAAUUGUACAGAGUUACAGAUAAAUUAAUGGAGUAAUUCUUGAAUAGCUGUACUGUAUAGAAACUACUGUGAGAAUCAAAAAGUAUGCCCUACCUCUGUUUUACUUCCCUUGAGCUUCUAAAAAAUUGGCUUCCUUUUGCUGGUUUUAUCAGCACAAUUGUUACUUAUUACAAGAGCAACCGGGGAAGUUUUCAAGCCCUACUGUAAAGCCCAGGGGUCCCGUAUUUAAGCCACAUCUUUGGUUUUCAUCUCAUUUUCUCUCAACUUAGAACUUGUUACUAGAGUCUCCAAAGAUUGACUCUACCACCACAUAAAAUGCUAGGCAUCACAAAUAGUUGCAAGAUAAGCCUUAAAGUCUUUUCAUAUAAAUUCUGUUUUAAAUAGGUUGAAAAGGCUUGUUUCUUUUAUACAAAUCACUGAAGUAACUUGCUUUUUCCUGAUCUUCUCUGUUUUCACUUUUACCCUUGCCAUUUCGUUUCCUUUUCCUCAAAGCUAACUGGUUGAAGCAGCUUUAGAGUGAAUUGAUUCAGUGUGAUGUACUGCAGUAGAGAAAAUUUGGGGAUUUCUCAGGGCUACUUCUGUCUUCUCAAGUAGAACCACUUCUCUAGAGGAAAGUUGUGUGCUAUUUCCUCUUCUAAAGUAAAACAUAAAGCUCAUUUUGAAUGUGUAAUCAUUUUCAGCUCAAUCAGCCAUGUGAGUGCCUUUUUAAUUUUUUCAUAUAAUGCCAAUUUUGCUGGUACUGGGACUUUAUCCAUGAGGUUUCCUAACCAGUGUUGCAUACCAGAGAAAUGGCAGAUAAUUUUAUUGGCCAUGGAGAUGAUCUCUUCAAUCCAGCGUAGCUAGAGAUGCCAGGAAAACAGCAUCAGGUUUCUGGCUUCCUAUCCUUUUAGCCCUUAUCUUGGGGUAAUGUUUCUGCAUUUCUUGGUCUUGUCCCUCCUGCUUGAUCUUUUUAAGUAUUAUGCACAGUUUUAUUCUAUCAGUAUCUCCCUAAAAAUCAUGCGGUUUUAGUCAGAUAAGUACAGAUUAUUUCUGGCCAAGAAAGUUCAUUUUUAGAUGAAGCUAUUCCAGGUUGGUAUGGCUAUUAAACUUAACCACUUUCACCUUUCUAGUUCUACGUAGGGUAACUGCAAUUUGAACAAGAAGGGAACUUCUUCUACAAUACGUUUUGAGUAUUUAGCAAGCUGGAGUGAACACAUCCUCAACGUUCUUUACUAAAGCUAGCAGAGGUUUAAGUAUAAACACUUUCAUUCUUUUUAGUAAAGCCUCAAUAAAUUUAACAGUUUGGAGAGAAGCAGCACUGGUACACUGUCUUAUAGUCCGAGAUUUUCAAAGGGUGUUCAGAUGUCUGACCUGCCUUUUGAAGAUCUUUCCCUCUCUCUAGUGUUCUGCAACAAGCACCUGUGUGAUUCUGCCAACACCUCUGUUCAUAAUUAAAGAGUUACGACGUGGAAAGAAUAUGAGACCAUGCUGUCCCACUUAAUCUCAGCCUGUAUAUUAAGAACAAAAGUUCCUUUCUGGCUUCUCAUAACACAUUAAAUAUUCCUUCAGUAGUACGGAGAUUACUACUUGCAUUUGAGUUGUUGGCAGUAUACAUGCAAGGUGAUUAUAUUUCCUUUAAGGGUUGUAAUACUAACUCUAUGUCUCUAUCCAGUAUAGGUCUUCAGGAAGUACCUACUUUCAGAUAUGUUGCAAUAACUUCUCAUUUUUAAACGUUUCAGAAUAACAAUGGGAUUUUAACAUUUGGAACUAAUUAAAGUGUCUUAUCUAGAGCAAAUCUGUGCUUCUUAAAGACUAGAUGGUGUCUAAUGCCUUCAGUCAUUAACUUAUGUUAAUGCCUAAAUUUAUAUUCAACCUGUUUUUAAAUAUCACUUUCACUAUUCAUGUUCUGGAUAGUAGGUGGCUAUAAUCCCAAGGAAACAGUUUAGUUCAGAACAGAGAUGAAGGUCAGUGCAGUUCUGUUGAGCUGGUUGUGGUCAGCUUUUUAUCCUGAGUCCAUCUGCACACCUAUGGAGACUAGUUCUUUCCCUUGUCAGUGUUUUCCUAGUGACACGGCUUUCUACAUCCUUUUUUUGGAUUAUGUAGGCUUAAGAAAACCUGUAAUAUGUAACAGAGCUUUGCUUAUGUUAAAAAGUGAACAAAAAUCUGUGGGUCAGAUUAAAAGUAUUUGAGCAAGACCUGUAGGUCACAGUGCAGAGCUAGGAACAUGCUUGACACAUACAGUUACUGUUUUUAAUUUUUCCAUUUCCUGUUAACGCACAGUGAUAGGGGGCAGGCUUACAAUCAUUGUGGGUAAAAUGGGUGAAUUAAGUCCUCAGACAUGGCCAUGGGAGUUUAAAGAAGUAUCACAGUAUAGAGGGAUCAUUCCCUGCUUACAUUCUUUAAGUUUUACUGAUAUAUUCCAAAGUACAUCACCAGUAUUAUCAUCUGUUGAUAAAAUUACUAAUUCUCCGAGUUUAAAAAAAGUCUGAAGAAGCCUGUUUUAUUAGUUUUGUUUACUUCACACAUGUAAAGCAUAUUAAGUAUUCUUAAAAACACACUUUCUGAAAACAUCUCAAAAGAUGCUGUAAUAUAUAUGUAAUUAUUAAUGUGCUAAUGGAAUAUGUUUGAGCAGUCUAGGUUUGCAUAACUGAGUGCCAAAUCCUGCUCACUUCAGUUACUUGAGUAGAUGAUUUUCUUAAACGGGGACUGUUUUAAACUAAUGAGCAAGAUUUGGCCUUGAGGUCUUCUGCCUGGUAAUGCUACUUUGCAUAUUCCUGCUGGUGCUAAAUCAUUUGUUGAGAAUAAAGAUUCUAAAUAGAAACUGUAAAUAAAAUAUUUAUGGCCUGGUCCUUUUGACAGACUUAAAAGUUAUCGUUUGCAAAUAUUUUUUGGCCUUAUUUCAAAUUUCCCUUUUGGUUUUUUUUAGAGUAUGUGGACUGUGUUUGUUAAUGUGGCAAGUCAUUGGCAGGUUUGGCUUCCUGUGCUGCUUUCUGUAAGGCCCAUAACUUUCCUGUUGCACAUUAUGAUACAGAUGACUUUUCAUUGCUGGAUUUCAGUGUUAUCCUUCAUAUUGUUUUGUCAUUGUAGCUGUUUAAGCAAAUAGUAUCAAGUAGAACACGAUUGGCAUUUGUUCUCUGCUAAAACUUCAAGAGAAUCAGCUGUUACUGUAAGCAUUUGAGGAAGUUGUUGAAAAUGCAAAAAUACCCAUUUAAAAGAAUAUUAAAAGCUAAAUGUGUUAAUUAGUCUUGCCUAUAAAAUAAACUGGAAUAUGGUGUGUCAGUUGCUAAUCUUCGCUAUAAAUUGCUAGCAUUUCACAAUUCUUCUAGCAUCAAUUUAAGAAGAUUGUAAAUACAAGCUUUGGAGGAGGUAUAUUAGUUUCAGAUUGUGCAUUACAAAAGAAUUUAAUUAUAAGACUAGUGAAUUAGUAUUUUGAGAUGUAUUAAAUUACAACAUCUAGAACAUGAAAAUUAGUGUGUUGAUGUUAUAGAGAUAGGACAUAGAGGGCUUUUGAUAAUCUGCACUUUUUUACAUUCCUGAGUGCUGGCAUUUUAACAAACAAGUAUUUAAUUUUCCAUCUACUGUCUCAUCAUAUGCAGGCCUUCUAAUCACCAACUGCUGUCUUCAAAUACUUGUUUUAGUUAGUAAAAUGGACAGCCAAAUUUAUAAAUUGUAAACUCUUGUAGGAUGGAAGUUCUCUGAGGAGCCAUUUGGUUAAGUUGCCUUAUUCUAUUACAUUGCACUCAUGUUAUGUCUCCACUUUCUUGUUUACUGUUCAGACACUGAAGAUGUGAUGUAAAAAUAUGUGCUACAAAUUUUUAUUCAUAAAUUACUGAUUAAUACCUUUGUGUCACCUGUUAAUACAGCUCUUGUAAAUGAUACCUUUAUGCCAUCUGUAAUACAGCUCUUGUAAAUUGUUUAAAUUAUUUUUCUUUUUAUAGAUUCUCAUUAUUGAAUGUACAGAUUAGAUCCCUUUAAUAUGUCACUGAGUCAUUUGACUGGGGCGCAAAUAUGGCCAAUGCUGUAAUUCAUCCCAUCAAAACUGUAAAUAAUUCUUUACUGCUUGUUUGCAUGAAUGAAGUUUGGAUUUCAUUUACUUUGUCAUAACCCAAAUCUUCUGUGAUGGGCCUACUUUUUACAGUUUAUUUUCCUGGUUUUAUUACCAUUUGUUCUGUAUGAAUGUUGAAACAGUACUUUGUCUUUUCCUAAUAAAUAAUUUGAGAUUGUU